Molecule: messenger RNA, 2675 nt
Organism: Pocillopora damicornis (cauliflower coral)
Lineage: Eukaryota; Metazoa; Cnidaria; Anthozoa; Scleractinia; Pocilloporidae
Source: RefSeq, a predicted model, not a curated record
GAUAACGACGGGUGAACAAAGAACAAAAAAAUCAGCAAGUGAAUUUUACGAUUCACCGGUAAGGAGGAUUCUAUUAUUCUCUUUUAAUCACACCACCUGAUGUCACUCACGAACAGAUAUUUCUAAUAUCUUGGAAUUCGAAGAUGGGAUAACGAGCAACAGAGAGAACAACUUCUUUCUUAAAGUUGAGAGAUCAUAUGAACGGAAUUGAUGAGGAUGACCCAGAUUUCAUCAUUACAUCUUCUACUGACGACCAAAAUUGUGACAGCAUGCGAAGGAAAAAAUUGAUUCCGUCCAUCCAGCAGUCCAUCAAAACACGAGUACAUAAAGUCGGAACUUUGAGAGGGUUGCCACGACUAUUUCUAUUACGACGAGCAUUUUGCUUCUACUGGUGUGUGAUAAUAUCGCUGUUUAUUUACCUCAAGUGGUAUUAUCCACUAUAUCUGACAAGUAAUGUCAACAGAAACACUUUAGAAGACUUUGGCAGGGACUGGUGUCGAAUGCGCAAUGCACGAGUAGAUUGGGGACGGCUACAGGAACCUUGCAUAGAAAACACGGUCUACGAAAAUAAUUUACCUGGAUGGAAUGUAGAAAACCGGACUAAUGGGAGAAUGAGUUUUGUUUCAUCCACUGAUAUUCAACCUGCUGGACAGUUUAGCAGGAUUAUCAUUCAGUCCCAGACUGUUGAGGACCUUCCAAAAUCGGUCGGGGGGGACUAUUGGCGAGUUUUUAUCUCGGGUCCCACUGGGUUUGCGCCCACGGUAACUGACCUUGGUAACGGAGAAUACGAGAUUCUGUUCUUGAUCCUACAUCCAGGGAAUUAUUGCUUGUCGGCGGUGUUGGAUCAUUCCCUAUGUGACGGGAUGAAAGACCCUCCGGAUUAUUGGUUUGUUUCAGGGAACAGUCACGGAAGCAACCAGCCACAAGGAAUUCUAAACGGAAAGCAAGUUUACUUAAUGCAACCGCUUUCGGGAGGCGAGGAAUUCUGUUUUGACGUGCCUGUGAGCAGCGGGCCAAUGAGAAGAGAUGAAUUUUUGAGUUACGGGCUUGGAUACCCGUCAUAUUGUGGAACAAAUUGUAAAUUUCUAUCGGAUGGCUUCGGUUACUGGAGCAACAGGACUUGGGUACCACACGCUCCUGAGAGAUUAUUCAAGAAUUCUCCGCGUAAGAGGAAGGGAACUCUGUGGAUCUAUGGUGAUUCAUUAGCCUUGCGAUUUUACGAUUCUAUUUACUACACAUCUCUCUGCACGGAAAUAUUCAAGGCCUGUAAUGUGACGUACACUUGGGUGUACAACAUGAUUGAACCAGUGGAAGUUGAAAAGUACAAAAGGACUUAUCGAGAUUUUGAUCCUUCCCGCGUGUUACAAGAAAUUAGAAACGUCAUUUAUCUCCCUGAAAUGGACGAAAACAGUGUGAUAAUUCUCAACUGUGGACUGCAUUACGUAUCCGCUUUAAAAUUUGGAAUUUAUCGGAAGCUUAUUGAUGCAAUUAUUGACAUGUUUAAAGAGACUUGGGAGAAUGAACAUGGCGUGAUCGAACUAAAGUUCAAAGGGAAACUGAUUUGGAAAACGACGACAGCCAUUCACAGAGAGAGAUUUUUGUAUCAUGACCAUCCAAGCCCGCGGUUCUUAACUCUUCAGCGCAUACAGUUGUACAAUGCAUACGCUGUUUGGGCCAUGUGUAAUGCGGGAAUUGAGAUUUUGGAUGUUUUUCCGAUGAGUUAUUCGUUUCCGGAAGGAACCGACGGAAGUAGCGACAGAUACGAUGCUGUACAUUAUAAAAACAUUGUCUUCAAACCAGCUGAACAGCUUUUGUAUGAAUAUUUCAAUCCUUACAUGGACAAACCAAGGAAGAUUGGAUUGUAUUAUUCUUUAUUUGGAAAUAAAACCGCCAACUUGUAAAUAAAAAUCGUUUGUUUUUGUUAUAGAAGAAGCGACGCCAGGGGGAGAGGGGAGUGGAGUGUAGUCGAAGCAUCUAAGAUGAUCUUCUAUGUGGAACAGUUUACUACAGUUUACUAUUACAGAUGCUACAUGCAUGUGAAAACAAUCAUCUCCAACUGCUUUUAGCAGAUGUAUAGUUCACGAAAAAAAAGAGUGCAGAAACCCACAGAUUGCACGCAAUCCAGUGUGUAUUUGCCUCGAACCACCCACAAAUUCAAAUCUUGAAGCCGGAUUUUAAUUAAGUGAGAUUGGUAGUUUAAUAAAAUUUUUGUAGAUAUUGUCUUAUACAAUUAAUUUCAUAAUAUGAAGAACAUGCAGGACAACCAAAUAAAACAAAUUUACUUCCCAGUUCUUAAAUCAAAACUCACAGAUUAGAAGUCUACAUUAAUGUUAGUAGAUUUUCAAGAUAGAAAUACCAUGCAACACGUUGAUAAGGCUGUCGCUUCUCUUUAAGAUCCACACUCUCAUGUACAUUACAAUAAAUUAUCUCGCUUUUGCCCCCGAGAAUCAAAGGUAGACUGGUGAGCAUGCACAUUCAUCUUGUGAAGUUCCAGCAAGGGACUUAUCACUCGUCGUGUAACAAAAGUAAAGAAGAUCUAGACGAAAAAUUAAGUCCCUUUGUAUCUAUAUCUGAGUGUAGUCGACACCCAUCUUGAUUCACAAACUACAUCUGACAUGUAGAUUCAACGAUCUAUAAUAACGCAUAGAAAAUAAAUGCGAUAUUUGAGGAAAACA